GGUGGAAAUUGGACGCGCCCAAAAUUCACAUGCACUGAUCAAGAUCCAACAUGAGUCCGUUCACAAAUCGGCCAGAGAUGCAAGAUCCGGCAGGGUCGCGGUGUCCGCGGAGUGGGUAGGGCGGGCACGUGCACGGCGAUCAGCGGUCAACGAGUGUCCAGAUCUCGAAUUCCCCUCGACUCCCCUCUCCCUCGAGCUUUCUGUUUCACAACCCAAUUGCACCCCGUAAAGGCAUCAAUUGACAAUGGGCUCCGAUUCUAAGGGUGCCGAGCUUGCGGGCGACAUCAGCUUCAUCGAGACUCCGCCUGCUAAGCCCUCUCAAUUCGAGACUGGCGAGGACUGCGGAAUCUCCUUGACCAAGGCUGCAGCUAUCAACAACCCCCCCUUGGCGGCUGAUGGCCCUGGAAAUGAGAGCUUCUCCAACCUCAUCCUAGGUGCUGUCCUCACCGGUGUCCCUGCCUUGCUCACCUUCUUCUUCGGCGGUGGAUUUAAGACCUUUGUGUUUUUCGCCCUCCUCUCUGUCCUUCCGCUGCUAGUCGCCUUUUGGACCUACGUUUCCACCUACAGCCCCCGUACCAACGAGAAGGUCAAGCUCCCUGGCCGACCUGUUGAACACUACAUCACCUUCAAGCGUGAAGAGGACAAGGCGAAAUGGCACGGACGGAACAAGGUCCCCCUUCAGACCUUCGCUGAGAUGUACCUCGACGGAUUGGUUGACUUCAAGGGCGAUGUCCUCGAUGUUCUUGAGUACCGCCACGACUGGGCAAGCUUCGCUUUCACCUGGCAGCUAUUCAAGUUCAUUGUCGGCACCUUCUUUGUCGAUGUGUUGUUCCACACCAAGGCUCAGGAUGAGGAGCAGAUCCGCCCCAACUACGACAGCGGCAACGACCACUAUGCCUGGUUCCUCGGCCCUCGCAUGAUCUACACCUCUGGUAUCAUCUCGGACGUCGAGAAGGAGGAAACUCUCGAGGAGAUGCAGGAUAACAAGAUGGCAGUUGUUUGUGAGAAGAUCGGACUCAAGGAAGGCGAGACCAUGCUUGACAUUGGCUGCGGCUGGGGUACUCUCGCCAAGUUUGCCAGUGUCAACUACGGCGCCAAGGUUACCGGAGUUACUAUCGCCGAGAACCAGACCGCAUGGGCUCGCGACGGCCUCCUGAAGGCUGGCAUUUCUGAAGAGCAGAGCCGCAUUCUCUGCAUGGACUACCGUGAUAUCCCCAACACCAAGUUCGACAAGAUCACUCAGCUCGAGAUGGGUGAGCACGUUGGUAUUCGCAAGCUUACUGGAUUCUUCCGUCAGUGUUACGACAUGCUUAACGACGAUGGAGCCAUGUACGUUCAGCUCUCUGGUCUGCGACAGGCCUGGCAAUACGAGGAUUUCAUCUGGGGUCUGUACUUGAACAAGUACAUUUUCCGUGGUGCCGAUGCUUCUACUCCUCUCUGGUAUUACGUCAAGUGCUUGGAAGGAGCCGGAUUUGAAGUCAAGGGUAUUGAUACCGUCGGUGUCCACUACUCCGGAACUCUAUGGAGAUGGUACCGCAACUGGGUUGGCAACGUCGAAGCCAUCAAGGCCAAGUACGGCCCUAGAUGGUACAGGAUCUGGGAACUCUUCCUCGCCUGGUCCGUCAUCGCCUCCCGCCAGGGCUCCGCCACCUGCUACCAGAUGGUCGUCGUCAAGAACCUGAACUCAACGCACCGCAUCACCGGCGUUCCCUCUCAGUACGGCCUCACCGGUGCCCUCGAGGCCAGCAGGAAGGCCGGCAAGUCUCGUCUGCCUUAGAUGGUUAUUAAUGCUACGAAUCGCCUGUCACGCCACUUGGUGUUGAACCAGGCUGCACGAAGCAUGAGUGGAUGAUUUAUUGUAACAUACAGUAAACGAUACGACACGAACACGGAUUAGAACGAGAGAUGAUUUAUUCUCAGUAUGAUGAGAGUGGAAGAUGGGGAGGCAGAGGUGGCUGUUAGGGG
Molecule: messenger RNA, 1965 nt
Organism: Aspergillus versicolor CBS 583.65
Lineage: Eukaryota; Fungi; Ascomycota; Eurotiomycetes; Eurotiales; Aspergillaceae
Exons: 4
Coding region: 245-1777 (510 amino acids)
Biological process (GO): cellular response to biotic stimulus
Source: RefSeq, a predicted model, not a curated record